AUGAGCGAUAUUGACGAUUCAGAUGACUUUUUUGCAUCCAGUUCUUCCUCUGACGACGGAUUGGACUUAAUUAAUAACCAUAAAAUAAAAAACGAACGUUUUAUAGAAGAAACUGUCCAACAAUAUGAUUGUGAAACAUAUUUUGGGCAUUUCAGGAUUAGUCRUCAUUUGACAACAAGGAUUACUGAUUUGUACAGAGAAAGUAAUUAUUUWAAAAWAAACAGACAUGGCCAAUUUGGUAAAAUACCUGCGGAUGACCAGGUCCUUAUAUUUAUGUGGUUUGUUGGGCACCAAACUGCAAGCUUCCGUGAUGUUGCAGACCGUUUCAAUAUUACACUAAGUUCUCUGCAUAGAAUUAUUGAACGGCUUACAUACUUUUUGAGCAACUAUUCACCACAAAUAAUCAAAUGGCCUAACGAUGAAGAAAAACGAGAAUCAGAGAUUUCAUUCAGAGCUAAUGGAUUUCCUAUGGCUAUAGGGGCUAUCGAUGAAAGGGAUAUUAUUCAAUACAGAUGCAGGUUGUCUGUGACCACAACCGCAAAAUCAUUGAUUUUUUUUGCCGGUUAUCCUGGGUCCGUACACGAUAGCAGGGUAUUCAGGAAUUCACCAGUCUGCAAUACUAAGGAAGAAAAAUGCGGUCCAUAUUUCUUGCUCGGUGACAGUGGGUAUCCGUUACAAACGCGAUUGAUGACCCUAUUCAAGGACCGAGGGCAGUUAACAAGGAAGCAAUUUAAUUAUAAUUUAAAGUUGAGCCAAAACAGAUAUCGCAUUGAACACUGCUUUGGAAUUUUGAAGCAAAAAUUUAGACAGUUGUAUCACUUAAAAUUCAGAAACAUCACUAAAAUUGUUCAUUUUAUGCGAGCGUGUUGUGUGUUACACAACAUUGCCAUUGAUGAUGAAUUCCUCGAAGAAAUUUCAGAAGAUUUCUCUGCAUCAAAUGCACAAAUACAAGCUGUACCACAGGUUGAUGGACCAGAAGGUCCUUGA
This is a messenger RNA of Diuraphis noxia (Russian wheat aphid), 987 nucleotides long. Its product is annotated as putative nuclease HARBI1. Lineage: Eukaryota; Metazoa; Arthropoda; Insecta; Hemiptera; Aphididae. The record is from RefSeq and is a predicted model, not a curated record.